Adineta steineri is the source of this 1662-nucleotide messenger RNA. NCBI's taxonomy places the organism in Eukaryota, Metazoa, Rotifera, Eurotatoria, Adinetida, Adinetidae. The record is from the annotation of a GenBank genome assembly.
AUGGAGAAUACUACAAACACUACAACUACUACUACUACUACUACUACUACUCCAUCUCCACAUGUUUAUCAAGUGGUUGUUGGCUGUAUAGCAUUUUUUCUAAUAUUACCAUUUGUUUUAGUUCCUAUUACACGUUAUCCAUUAGGUAGUACAGGAGCUGUCUUAGUUGGUGCUUUUCUUAUGGUUGUUACUACUGUUAUCGAUCAAACACGUGUAUAUACUGUUAUUGGUGAUAUGAAUAAUUUAAAAACAAUAUUUCUUUUAUGUGGUAUGAUGGCAAUUUCAUCAUAUUUCGAACGUGAACGUUUAAUUGAUUUUUUAUUCAAUAAACUCUUUCCACCAGGACUUAAAUUUCAUUGGUGGUUAUUACGUUUAAGUAUUAUUGAUUCAAUUGUUGCUGCUUUAUUUACUAAUGAUGUUGCUUGUGUUAUACUUACACCAUUAAUAUUAAAUAAAUGGAUUGAACAAAAACGAGAUAAAAGUGAAUUAAAUACUUUACUUUUAACUCUGGCUACACAAGCAAAUAUUGGAAGUACUUUGACUAUUUUUGGUAAUCCUCAAAUGGCUUUAAUAGCAUCGAAAUCAAAUGUUUUUGUUGAUACUAAUAGUCGAUUCGAACUUAAAACUUGUGUGGAAUAUUUAUGGAUACCAACAUUUAUUGUUUGGUUACUUAAUUUAAUUUUUCUUUUUACAUAUCAUCAUUUAAUUCAAUGUCGAAGGAAAAAUCGAGCAUUACCAGAAGAUACUUCAAGUAAUAUAAACGUUGUUGAUCAAGAACAGGUAGAAGAAGACGAAGAAGAAGAACAACAACAACAACAAUCGUCAGUCGCUGUUACUACAGAGAUAAAGAAAUUACCUCGAUUUACUGAACGUUUUCGACUUAAACGAUUGGGUAAUAAUACUGAACAGAUAUCAUCUAGAUUAUCAACAACAUCACCAGUUAAAAUCGAUCGAAGUGUUUCAAUUCCUUCAUUUUCUAAUUUUGAUCUUAUAAGUAACGCAGAUGAAAAAGAUUUUCAGCCAUCUGAAUCUCGACUCUUCAAAAGUAUUCUUUUCAUAUUAUUAAUUACUGUUAUUGCAUUAUUAUUUGCAUCAAAUGAUAAAGUUUAUUUUGAUAUUGGUUUGAUUCCAAUCGCUGCAGCUAUCAUAUUAUUUGUUGCGGAUACUCUAAUUAAUCAUCGACCUCCGACAAUAAUUCUAAUGCGUAUUGAUUGGAAUGUUCUUCUUCUCUUUUUUGGUCUCUUUGUUUGGCUUGAUGGACUUAAUUCGACUGGUAUUCCACAUAAAAUAUGGGUAGCACUUAAACUUAAUUCAGCAUCAUUAACCGAUAUAAAAUCACUUUUAAUAUUCUAUAUAUUUACUCUUAUUGGUAGUAAUGUUUUUUCUAAUGUUCCAUUAACUUUAUUAGUUCUUGAACAAGUUCCACCAACAGGUGAUCAUCUUAGUUUAGUCUUAUAUCUUGCUUUUAUUACAACUAUCGCUGGUAAUUUAACUCUAUUUGGUAGUGUUGCAAAUCUGAUUGUUGCUCAAAAAGCUUUAACAAGUUCACUGCAACAUAAAUUUGAUUUUUGGACUUAUCUGAAAUUUGGCUUUCUAACAACGAUUUUAUUAAGUCUUGUUGGAACAUUUAUUAUUUAUGGUUUACUUCGUGUUAUUCAUUAA